Molecule: messenger RNA, 2572 nt
Organism: Leptinotarsa decemlineata (Colorado potato beetle)
Lineage: Eukaryota; Metazoa; Arthropoda; Insecta; Coleoptera; Chrysomelidae
Gene: smog
Product: G-protein coupled receptor 158 smog
Biological process (GO): G protein-coupled receptor signaling pathway
Cellular component (GO): membrane
Molecular function (GO): G protein-coupled receptor activity
Source: RefSeq, a predicted model, not a curated record
UCUCCCGUCACACCGUAGCCAUCCGCGAAAAGACCGUCAACGUCCGCUGUAGCUCGUCCAAGAACCUCCGUGACUUCAGUUUGAAGUUGUCGUAAAUGCGAAUGGUUCGAAGUUGAAACUUGCUGGUUUUGUUUCAAGUUGCGCGAUGUGAGCUCUAACUGCUAUUUUUCUGGCUUCUUCUUGUUACUUUCAACAUGUCCGGCGUUAAAAUGGAAAUGAUGGCGGAAUGAAAGAAAACCUCUUCAUCCUAGUUCUACUCAUCUCUACAAAUGCAGAAAACCCUCAAGAUGACCACUGCAAGAGCAGAUUUCUUUCUAACUCAACCGUUCCAACCAGACUGAACCUCAUCCCCGCGCAAAUAGCCCAAAGUAUCCAACAAAACAUCAACCAACACCACGGCAAUUUUUCCGAAAUCUCCAGACAGACCCUCUUGCAACAUAACGAAAUUCUAGGCGUGAUUCUAACCUCAAAAUCCCAACACGCCCUCGCCCUUAACGUGUCAAAAAGACUAAAAAUAUUCCCCAACAGAACCGCAGAAACGGAGAAGUUUUGGACAUCCUUGGAGAUGGCUAAAAGCGGAUGGGGAAGAGCCUUCAAGGACUGCGACUUUCUUCACAGUUGGGUUUACGUCUACGUUUCAAAAUCUUCUUCUUCCACUGUCGGGUUGUUUUUGAAAAUCGAUUUGAACCAGUGCGACAAGGAGUUGGAGGAAAUCUUCAAUGGGAGCCACAUAUGUCAUGAAGAGACGAUGGAGUGUGUCCGCGAUGGACCAGGGGACGAGGCGAGGGGAAGGUAUCUGUGUAUCUGUCGAAAGGGAUUUUAUUCUGGUCUCGGCUCGAAUUUGUCUUCGCCUGGUCUCUAUGGAGAAGUCGUCAGGAAGGAGGAGGUAAUCGAUCUGCCUCGAUGUGUGCCUUGUCCCGAGGGGUGUCGACUCUGUGAGCCUUCCGGCAUUUGCACGGCGCGAAAAGACGUCUACUUGAAAACCGCCGUCCUGUGUAUACAACUGGCGAGUAUGGCAAUCACCCUCAUCUUGGCGCUCGUUGUCUUCAAGCAGCGGAAAACUAAAGUAAACGCUUUUGUUGAUACGUUUAAUCAGUCUGUGUGGUACAAUUCGAAACUAACAAACUCAAGCUCAAUCAUUCUCUUUCAGGUCGUGGUGAAAUUUUUCGAACCGUCAAUAUUACAGUGUCUGCUGGAGCCCUGGUUUCGCGAGGUUGGCUUCGUCAUCUGCUACGGGGCCAUCAUCCUGAAACUCUACAGACACUUGAUCGAGUUCCGCACAAGGAAAGCUCACAGAUGGGUUGUUAAAGACACGGACCUCCUCAAAUACCUGCUUAUCAUGGUCAUGUCGGUACUAGGCUACAUGGCUGCCUACACCUCUAUAACCCUGAACUUCAUGCAAGAGAACUACAGUUUGCUUUACAUGGGACAGACGAUAGAUGGGGAAAGGUUUCAGGCCUGUAAGUAUCUGUGGUGGGACUACGUAACCGAAACAGGUGAAAUCAUCAUUCUGAUAUUCGGGAUCCAUCUCAGUUAUGCGAGCAGAAACGCCAGAACCCAGUAUCAGGAAAGGACCUACCUUUGCGCAGCUAUCAGCUUGGAAUUAGCAAUCAGCACCUUGUUCUACAUCAGCCGUGUCCUAAUUCUUCCCGGUUUGCAUCCAGAUGUUGUGCUCAUAGUGUUCUGCGUUCGCACUCAGCUGACGCAAACGUUGGCGUUAGCAUUGAUUUUCUUACCAAAGUUCUGGUAUCAGCAAAAGCAAGUCCGUAAUUUGGCCCAAGAGUAUUCGUGCAGGCUUCCUGUGGAUGCUUUCAAAGACGGUAGUGUACAUGGGCCACUCACUAGCAACAACAGUGACGUAGAAGUAGGGGAAGUAACUCUAGCCGACAUGAAUCCGGAGGACAUCAGAGCGGAGCUGAAAAGACUAUAUCUGCAACUGGAAAUAUUCAAGAGCAAAACUAUUUGCCGGGAUAAUCCCCACGUAUCGAAAAGACGAGGUGGGAAGAAACCUCAGCAUCGAAGAUUCAGUUUGCAGAAAAAAGGAAGCAGAGAGAAGAAUUUACAUGGAAAACACAAGGAUAAGGACCGAGACAAGCACAAGCACCAAGAAGAAGUCACUGAAGGAGAACCCUCAAGAACUCCGGAAGAUUCCGUGUGUAGUAAUGAAGGCCCCAGCGCUAUAUAUGCAGACUUGCCCUCGACAACAAAUUGAAAUGGAUUUCAAGAAAUAUAUCUUACAAAUCAAGUUUUUAUCUAUUACAUUACAUCAGAACUGACGGCGAAUCGAGGUGAAUCAAGUCCAUUUCAAGAUCAAAAGCUUUAUUGCUUCUCUGUGGAAAGGAAAUUUUGUUUCUAUGAAAAUUGGUUUACCAUCAUUUGCGUUUUGGUGUUACACCUAUUUAUCUCAGUUUGCUUUAAGAAACAGAUAGAAUCGUUUUCGUUUUUUUGAAUGAUCAUAUAGCUAAUCAAUAUUUUUGGCUGCAACUCCAAACGGAGCUCGAUACUAAGUCUUGUCACAGUAUUUCUGUAUACAGUAGUUUCACUCAGCAUCGGUCCCUUUGAUGUCGGUGUC